Molecule: messenger RNA, 2917 nt
Organism: Leptonychotes weddellii (Weddell seal)
Lineage: Eukaryota; Metazoa; Chordata; Mammalia; Carnivora; Phocidae
Source: RefSeq, a predicted model, not a curated record
CUCGUCACCCCACCCCCUUCCACGUCAGCCUAGGACUGUGCGGAGCAGCGGCUGCUGCUGCGGGUUGGAGCCGGAGUCCACGGUCCCACCGUUGCCGUAGCCGCCGCCCCUUGGAGCCAGAUUUUCUGGCAUCAGUCAUCCUUAAAUCUUGUAUCGAGGUUUGAUUAUAUCCGGAAACCAUGACGGCUGCCGAGAACGUGUGCUAUACGUUAAUUAACGUGCCCAUGGAUUCAGAACCACCAUCUGAAAUUAGCUUAAAAAAUGAUCUAGAAAAAGGAGAUGUGAAGUCAAAGACUGAAGCUUUGAAGAAAGUAAUCAUCAUGAUUCUGAAUGGUGAAAAGCUUCCUGGACUUCUGAUGACCAUCAUUCGUUUUGUGCUACCUCUUCAGGAUCAUACCAUCAAAAAAUUACUUCUGGUAUUUUGGGAAAUUGUUCCUAAAACAACUCCAGAUGGGAGACUUUUACAUGAAAUGAUCCUUGUAUGUGAUGCAUACAGAAAGGAUCUUCAGCAUCCUAAUGAAUUUAUUCGAGGAUCCACUCUUCGUUUUCUUUGCAAAUUGAAAGAAGCAGAAUUGCUAGAACCUUUAAUGCCAGCUAUCCGUGCUUGUUUGGAGCACCGACACAGCUAUGUUAGAAGAAAUGCUGUUUUGGCCAUCUAUACAAUCUAUAGGAAUUUUGAACAUCUUAUACCUGAUGCUCCUGAACUGAUACAUGAUUUUCUGGUGAAUGAGAAGGAUGCAAGUUGCAAAAGGAAUGCCUUUAUGAUGUUAAUUCAUGCAGAUCAGGAUCGAGCUUUGGAUUACCUAAGUACUUGCAUUGAUCAAGUUCAAACAUUUGGAGACAUUCUUCAGUUGGUUAUUGUUGAAUUAAUUUAUAAGGUCUGUCAUGCUAAUCCAUCAGAAAGGGCUCGUUUCAUUCGCUGCAUCUAUAACUUAUUACAGUCAUCUAGCCCAGCUGUAAAAUAUGAAGCUGCCGGAACAUUAGUGACACUCUCUAGUGCGCCUACUGCAAUCAAGGCAGCUGCUCAGUGUUACAUUGAUUUAAUUAUUAAGGAGAGUGACAACAACGUAAAGCUCAUAGUUCUGGAUCGAUUGAUAGAAUUAAAAGAGCAUCCUGCUCAUGAACGAGUACUACAGGAUCUGGUUAUGGACAUCCUGAGAGUAUUGAGCACACCAGACUUAGAAGUACGCAAGAAAACUCUGCAGUUAACACUGGAUCUUGUCUCUUCUAGGAAUGUUGAAGAGUUGGUUAUUGUUCUGAAGAAGGAAGUGAUUAAAACAAAUAAUGUGUCUGAGCAUGAAGAUACUGACAAAUACAGACAACUCCUUGUGAGAACAUUGCAUUCCUGUUCUGUCCGAUUUCCAGAUAUGGCUGCAAAUGUUAUUCCUGUGUUAAUGGAAUUUCUCAGUGACAAUAAUGAAGCAGCAGCUGCUGAUGUGUUGGAGUUUGUUCGUGAAGCCAUUCAGCGCUUUGAUAACCUGAGAAUGCUUAUUGUUGAGAAGAUGCUUGAAGUCUUUCAUGCUAUUAAAUCUGUCAAGAUUUACCGAGGAGCAUUAUGGAUCCUGGGAGAAUACUGUAGUACCAAGGAAGACAUUCAGAGUGUGAUGACUGAGGUCCGCAGGUCCCUUGGGGAGAUCCCAAUUGUGGAGUCAGAAAUAAAGAAAGAAGCUGGAGAAUUAAAACCUGAAGAGGAAAUAACUGUGGGGCCAGUUCAGAAGUUGGUAACUGAGAUGGGCACCUAUGCAACUCAGAGUGCCCUAAGCAGUUCUCGACCCACGAAGAAAGAGGAAGAAAGACCUCCCCUGAGAGGCUUCCUUCUGGAUGGAGAUUUCUUUGUUGCUGCCUCCCUUGCUACAACUCUGACCAAGAUUGCCUUGCGCUACGUAGCUUUGGUUCAGGAGAAGAAAAAGCAAAAUGUAAGUUCAUUUAUCGUUCAUUUAUCCUCCAUUUACCCAGCAAAUGUUGAGUGCCUACCAUAUGCAUUGGACAGUGAAGGACCUAAAAGUGAAUUUUCAGGGGAUCUGAAACUUGUGGAAAAGCCAUCUCCUUUGACUCUUGCUCCUCAUGAUUUUGCAAAUAUUAAAGCUAAUGUUAAAGUAGCCUCAACAGAAAAUGGAAUAAUUUUCGGUAAUAUAGUUUAUGAUGUCUCUGGAGCAGCAAGUGACAGAAAUUGUGUGGUCCUCAGUGAUAUUCACAUCGACAUCAUGGACUAUAUCCAGCCUGCCACUUGCACUGAUGCUGAAUUCCGUCAGAUGUGGGCUGAAUUCGAAUGGGAAAACAAAGUGACGGUUAACACAAAUAUAAUUGAUUUAAAUGACUACCUACAGCAUAUAUUAAAGUCAACUAACAUGAAAUGCCUCACUCCAGAGAAGGCUCUUUCUGGUUACUGUGGCUUUAUGGCAGCCAACCUGUAUGCUCGUUCCAUAUUUGGAGAAGAUGCACUUGCAAAUGUCAGCAUUGAGAAGCCAAUUCAACAGGGCCCAGAGGCCCCAGUUACUGGCCACAUAAGAAUUCGUGCAAAGAGUCAGGGAAUGGCCUUAAGUCUUGGAGAUAAAAUCAACUUGUCUCAGAAGAAAACUAGUAUAUAAGAAUAAACAAAAAGUCCUUGCAGCUUUACAGUUAAAAUUUAGGUAUGGGCUUAUUGGACUCCAACAUCUUUUGUACUCUUUCAUGCUUUAUGUUAUAUAGAAUCUGAGUUCAUGCUGAAUGCAUUCCAGCCAAUAAUUUAUAGCCUUUCCCUUAAAUCAAGAUUGAGUUUAAAAUUAUAGUUUGUCUUUUGUCUUAACAGUUCUGAAUGCUGUCCUCAAAGUAUAUAAUGUUUCUCACAUGUACCAAGACCAUUUUCACAGUACAAUAAACAGAUCUAUUCCUAAAUCUUUUGUUAUUUUAUAAAUAAAUAUAUAAUUACCUAAUUUUA